AUGAGCGAUGAGCAACACGAUCAAUUUUGUAAAUAUAUGCGAAUUUUUUCGGGGAGAUUGGUGCAGUCACUGGUGCAGGUGGGAAAAUUGGAAAUUUUCAGAAUUUCACGAAUUUCUCAUUUUUCAGUCACGCCAAGGCGACUUUGCCGAGCAAGUUUGCGUUCCGGUGAGCCAGAAUAAGCUCGGAAGUGACUGGUUCAAUAUGCGAAUCGAUGAAAUCGGCGAAAUUGCGGCGCAUUUAAAGGCGCACGUCAAAUCCUAUCCACCGUUUUCAAAAUUGACUGUGGAAUUUGUGUUGUACACGGCGGAGGGCAAGUUUUUGCCGUUGGAAGCAUGGUGAGUCGGUCUUGGGACGAAAAAAGUGGAUUUUUAGCGGGAAAUUUGGUUUUGACACGAAAAAACACGUAUUUUUAGAAGGAAAUUAUAAUUUUCAUUGAAAAAAUGGUCCUAACACGAAAACCCUCGAUUUUUGCCGCCAAAAUCUCUGAAUUCAAAUUUUUUCCAGGAUUCUGCGAGUUGAGGAAAACGAAAUCGAUGAUCGCAUAAAUUUGGACAGUCAAUAUCACAGUUUGAGUGUGCUUUUGAGGUAAUUUCUUGAAUUUGACACCGAAAUUUCAGAGUUUGAGCUGAAAAUUUCAGAUCUGUCAAUGUGGCGGCCAGAAUGACACCAAUGCACAGAUUAUAUGUGAAAAAACAAAAUUCGGACAGUUUUAUUGUGAUGUACCGAGUGAGUUUUUGAAAAAAAAUCCAAGUUUUCAUGCCAAAAAUCCGCCUGCUAGCUACAGUACCCAAAGUUUUCUUCAGCUCUACACAACCGACGGAAUUUCGGAUAUGGGUCCAAAUGCUCGAAGUCGUCAAUUGGCCAGACUUCCCUCGAUUUUCGGUACCGUAUACCUCGAUUUGAUCUACCGUACUUCGAUGCAUUUUGAUGAGGCGGAAAAAGAGGAGGAAGAGUAAGCCACGCCCCUUUUCUACAAUUUUGCGGUAUGAUUUUUCAAUUUUGUUUUUCAGACAAAAUGAAAAUUUUCCCGGAAAGCCGACGCUAAAAGAUUGUGAACCAGUUUUGCCGCAUAAAGGUAAGUAAGGGAUUCUUGAUGCCAAACUCCAUACAGUACCCUACAGUACUCCAAUUGUUUCCAGUAAAAUCCGAACCUGAAUUAUCGAAAAAAUUGGCAACAAGUCCGUCAAGUCCCGAGUGUAGUUCUCUCGGAGAAACGCCACGAUUCGGAAUGGGAACCAGUUUGAAAAAUGAGCAAGAGAAGAAGAAAUCCAUGGAUGAGGUGGGCUUUUCGGGCUAUUUUCAGGCCUAUCUAGGCCCCUCCUACGAAAUCUCUCAAUUAAUUUUUCUUCAGAUCGAUCUCCAAACAAUCUCCGAUUUUCCAUUCCGCGCACUUCUACAAUCGGCCUAUGCUACAAAAUCAGCUGAAAAUCUGGCCGAAAGUCCAUUUUCACCUGAAAGUCAUCAAAAUUCUGCUGCGGCUGCUGAAAUAUCAGCAAUUCCUGAAGAAAAUGAGGAGGAGGAGAAAGAGAAUGGGGGAAAUCGAUUACAGAAAAGCGAGGAUUCGUUUAUUGAGGUUAGUUUGGCGCCAAAAAUGCCACGUGGCACGGUUAUUUCAUAAAAAACCAGCGAAACCCACAAAAAAUAAAAACAAAACAACGAGACUCCGCAAUCCCACAUGUCUUGCUAAUAUUCAAAUACCGCGAUUGCGGAGUAUCGUUGUUACUUUUGUUUUCGCUGAAGAAUUUUGAGAACACUUGGAUUUUUGAGGUUUUUCGGUGAAGAAUAACCGAAAAAAGCACUUUCAAAAAACCCGAAAAUUUACUGUUUCAAAAAUUUGAUUAGAAAAAAAUCGGAAUAUUUUUAUUGAUAAGUUAGCGUUUCCUUCAGUAAACAAAAAUCGAAUUUUUCGGAUUACUGUGGCUUUUUUUGUGAAUUUUUUCGCUAAAAUAGUUUAAACAAUCGAUCUUAAAUAAUUUACCCAGUUUUAUUUGAUGUUUUUUGCAGCUCUGCGGAUUCGGCACCAGUUCCAGCAAUAUCGAGUUAGGCGAACUCAUCAAUUCUCUCAAAAUCGCUCCGGAUAUUCAAACUCACACUAUUUCGAAGGAACAAUUGGAAAAUGAGGUAGUUUUGGAGAUUUUCAGCCAAAAAAUGCUGAAAUUUCUUGCAGCUCGCCGCAUUUCAAAAACAACAAGACGAUUUUAAGGAUUUUGUGGAGAAAAUCAAUAAAAUCGAGGAUUUUUAA
Molecule: messenger RNA, 2243 nt
Organism: Caenorhabditis angaria
Lineage: Eukaryota; Metazoa; Nematoda; Chromadorea; Rhabditida; Rhabditidae
Source: the annotation of a GenBank genome assembly